AUGAGGCCUGCAAGCAACUCUAGUGCACCUGCUGUUCAUGCAGGCUAUCAAGAUAGGAAUUCUCCAAUCCCGUACCUCUUUGCUAGUCUAGCUUUAAUGUUAGGACUCAUUGCUAUGUCAUUGAUAAUUCUAGCUUGCUCUUAUAGAAAAUCAUCUUCCGAUUCGUCUAGUGAUCCUGAGGCUCAAGAAAAAUCUGUUAAACAAGUUGAUGAGAUGAAAGCAGAAAUGGAGCCAAAGAUCGUUGUCAUUAUGGCUGGUGAUGAUAACCCUACAUAUUUGGCCAACCCAGUUUCUUGCAAUUGCCAGAGUGAUGAACAAGUUUAA
Molecule: messenger RNA, 324 nt
Organism: Dovyalis caffra
Lineage: Eukaryota; Viridiplantae; Streptophyta; Magnoliopsida; Malpighiales; Salicaceae
Source: the annotation of a GenBank genome assembly